This is a messenger RNA of Neurospora crassa OR74A, 357 nucleotides long. RefSeq lists its product as hypothetical. Lineage: Eukaryota; Fungi; Ascomycota; Sordariomycetes; Sordariales; Sordariaceae. The record is from RefSeq and is a predicted model, not a curated record. The transcript has a single exon. Bases 1 to 357 code for a protein of 118 amino acids.
AUGGAGGAGGAGGAGGAGGAGGAGGAGGAGGAGGAGGAGGAGGAGGAGGAGGAGGAGGAGGAGGAGGAGGAGGAGGAGGAGGAGGAGGAGGAGGAGGAUGAAGUAGGCUUCAUCAAAGUCUGGUAUUUCCUGCGCGGAUCCGGGUUCGCGACGAAAUUAGCCAGAAAUACAACGACUAUCACUAGAGGCAUUACAUUUUCUUCAUCUUCCUUUCCAACUAACACGGCCGCGCAUGGCGUUGUUUCCGCUGUACCGAGAGCAGACUCGCCAGAUUUCGGAAUACCGCUGACUGCAUCCCUAUUUGACCUGGGGUGUUCGCUCCGGUACCAUUUACAAGCACCACAGUGUUGUAUUUAA